AUCGCACCCAAACGCUCUCAAAUUUCAAAAAAAAAAACAAAAGUCGAAUCCUUUUUUCUGGUUUUUCUUCGCGUCGUAUCGUAAGAGGAGAAGAAAGAUCCAUCUCUCUCUCUUGCAAUCUAGAGACUUUUGGACUCUUGCGGUUUUUCUUUAAUUUUCAGAUUCUUGGUUCAACAGACACUGAGGGAUCAAAGGAAGGAAACAAAAAUGGGGAGAAGCCUCGGUUCAGUGUUUAGACAAGAGUUGGCUAAUCUUGACAAAGAUCCAGAUACUUACAAGACUGCAAUGAGCAACUUGAGAACCAUUGUGAAAGAUUUGGACGCUAAAGCUCUACAUGUGUUUCUCACUCAACUUUCUGAAACAAAAGAGAUUGGUUUUGACUCUGGCGGUGGCUACACGGUCUCUCUCUUUGAAGACCUUGCACGUUCCCACGGAGUCAAAAUCUCUCCCCAUGUGGAAACAAUCAUGCCGGUUAUCGUACGGACGCUGAGCUCUUGUGGAGGGGCGUUAAGUGUUCAACAGGCUUGCUCGAAGGCGGUUGCUGCUAUUGCUAGAUACGGAAUCGACCCCACAAUGGCAGAAGAUAAGAAAAGGAAUGUAAUCCAUUCUCUUUGUAAACCUCUCUCUGACUCUCUUUUAGAUUCUCAGCAUCAGCAGCAUCUUGCGUUGGGAGCUUCUCUCUGCUUGAAGUCGCUUGUGGACUGCGACAGCUGGCGUUUUGCUUCUAGCGAGAUGGUUAAUACCCUUUGCCAAAGCUUAGCCAUUGCUCUUGAAGUCGCUUCUGAGUCUCAUAUGGCGCUUGUGAUAGCUCUCGCUAAGCGCAAUGCUUUUACAGUUGAGGCGUACGCGAGGCUUUUUGUGAAGUCGGGGCUGAGGAUUCUUGAGUUGGGUGUGGUUGAGGGUGAUGCUCAGAAACGGGUUUUGGCUGUGCAGAUGCUUAACUUCUUGAUGAAGUAUCUGAACCCCAAGAGUUUGUCUUCUGAGGUGGAGCUUGUGUUGCAAGAGAUGGAGAAACACGUGGAGGAUGAGGUGUAUUUUGUUAGAGUGGCUGUUCAUGAAACGUUGGGUACAGCAGAGAGAUUGAUAAGAGAGGCUGAUGGAGAGAACUGCAAGAUUCAGUUCUCUGGUGGAGAAGGUGAUAAUAUGGAGUCGGUUUGUUUCCAUCAGAGGAACAGAAGCUCUGAGUUUGACGAAUCUGUUUGCUCUAUGAGCAAUCACUCGAGAAGGUCGAGGCGAAACAGGAAGAAGAGACGGUCAGAACGUAGCAGGCACGGUUUCAGACAAGAUUCUUUCACUGUACUGCUAGAGAACAGAGAGCAGCUAAGGCAGUACAGUGAAAGCUCAUCAUCAUCAUCGAUACAUGACAGGUCUGGUACUACUACUCCAACCGAAGACAUCUUUGAGAAACCAAAGUCAUAUUCUGAGGCCAAAGUUAAGACAGAAGAGACUGUAACAGAGUCAAGACGGGACAGGAGCAAGAAGACUGUGUUGAGAUGGGGAUUGAGUUUCUUCUCUGUUGUAGUUGCAGGGCUUGCUUCCUUCAUGUGGGUGCAUCUGCGAGAUGAUAUGAUGAUGCUGCCUCCUCAUCUUGUUCCUACUUGAAGCGCACCAAGUGAUGAGCAUAGAAAGCUCAGGACUUACUUAGCUUCAGAUUGUGGGUUCUAUUGUUCUAAUGUCAAUAUGUGGAUCUUGUUUGAAUACUCUUUUGUCUUUUUACUCUCAAAAAGAACUUGUACCAUUGACUAAUAUGAAAACAACACUUGCAAUAA
Molecule: messenger RNA, 1769 nt
Organism: Brassica rapa (field mustard)
Lineage: Eukaryota; Viridiplantae; Streptophyta; Magnoliopsida; Brassicales; Brassicaceae
Product: protein SINE2
Cellular component (GO): microtubule
Molecular function (GO): microtubule binding
Source: RefSeq, a predicted model, not a curated record